Messenger RNA from Tarenaya hassleriana, 970 nucleotides. Its product is annotated as NAD(P)H-quinone oxidoreductase subunit S, chloroplastic. Bases 64 to 819 code for a protein of 251 amino acids. Gene Ontology annotation, biological process: photosynthetic electron transport chain. The transcript has a single exon. The record is from RefSeq and is a predicted model, not a curated record. Lineage: Eukaryota; Viridiplantae; Streptophyta; Magnoliopsida; Brassicales; Cleomaceae.
CCCUUCUCCCCCUUCAUCUUCUCACCAACUCCAAGAAACACUACUAUUGUGCAGAGCAGAAUCAUGGCAACUUCUUCUCUCACUAUUCCGACCACGAGAUCUAGGAUUCACCGAUCGAAUUUCCUAGGCCAAACCCACUUAUUUUCCACCCAUCACCUAUCAACUUUCCCAGUUCCCAAACAGCAAUCCAACGUUCAGAUCAAAGCCAUGGCUAAAUUCAAUCUAUGGGAAGUUAUGGGAGGAAGAGGCCUAUGCAACGGUGAGAAAGGUAUCCAAAAAGAGCUUCGAAGGAACGUCGAAGAUCAGGAAACAUCAGUGGACGAGAGCAACAACCUAGAAACAGAGGAUUCUUCGGUUAAAAUACCUGAAAACGCUUUCGAGAAGGAGAUGAUGGGACUAACCGGAGGAUUUCCAGGCGGCGAAAAGGGUUUGAAGACGUUCAUCGAACGAAACCCACCGCCACCACCUGAAAAGAGAGGAAAGGGAUCAAGAGGAAACGAUGAUGUUUCGGCGGUUGCCUUCCCGGGCACGGAAAAGAAGAAGCCGAGAGCACCCGAGCUGCCGCUUCUCAUGCCGGGGAUGAUUGCCAUUGUCAAGAACCCGAACAACCCUUAUUACAUGUACUGUGGCAUUGUGCAGAGGAUCACAGAUGGGAAAGCAGGUGUCCUGUUCGAGGGAGGGAACUGGGACCGUCUCAUAACAUUCAGGCUCGACGAGCUUGAACGCAGGGAAAAGGGUCCUCCUGGGAAGAACCCCAAAUCUUGUGUUCUUGAACCUCUUAUUGAACAGAUGCAACAAGGGGAGGCAACCUCUAAGUGAUCUUCUCUUCGCCUUUUUGAGCUUCCAUAUAUAUAUAUAUAUAUAUAUAUAUAUAUAUGUGUGUACGUACCUUUGCUCCCAGGUUCUGGAGUUCUGACUGUGCUAUAGUUUUCUUGAACAUAAAUAAACGAUGGAUUCCAACCACAAAGCA